AUGUCGAGGCGAACACAGUUCCUUGGGAGUGUGCUCAAACAAGGCAACAGCUUCAUAUUCACGGACACUGAUGUAUUGUGGCUAAGAGAUCCGUUCCCUCGAUCCAACAACCGGAGCAUCGCCAUAUUCGACGAGUGGUACGCCAGGAGAAAUGUUUCCUCUGGAAUCAAGGAACAGGAUGUGUUGAGACAGAUCAGGAAGGAAGGCAUGUUCCGGACGUUGGGAUUCUCUGUCAGGUACUGGGACACUGACUAUUUCAGCGGGUUCUGCAAUAAUAGCCGAGAUGUAAGGGCCGUGAUCACGGUCCAUGCCAAUUGCUACCGCACAAUCGCAGCCAAAGUCGCCGAUCUCACGAAGGUCCUCCACGACUGGAAGAGGUUCAUCAGGAGCCCUUCCUCCUCCUCCUCCUCCUCCACCAAGGGCACGGCAGCAUUCCGGUGGUCCGCACAUGUCGCAUGUCGGCACUCAUGGGAUUCGUGGCACUAA
Eucalyptus grandis is the source of this 486-nucleotide messenger RNA. RefSeq lists its product as uncharacterized. Bases 1 to 486 code for a protein of 161 amino acids. NCBI's taxonomy places the organism in Eukaryota, Viridiplantae, Streptophyta, Magnoliopsida, Myrtales, Myrtaceae. The transcript is spliced from 3 exons. The record is from RefSeq and is a predicted model, not a curated record.